This is a messenger RNA of Pogonomyrmex barbatus (red harvester ant), 9748 nucleotides long. It is a transcript of the gene sev, whose product is annotated as receptor protein-tyrosine kinase sevenless. Gene Ontology annotation, cellular component: plasma membrane; signaling receptor complex. Gene Ontology annotation, biological process: cell surface receptor protein tyrosine kinase signaling pathway; protein phosphorylation; positive regulation of kinase activity. The record is from RefSeq and is a predicted model, not a curated record. Gene Ontology annotation, molecular function: ATP binding; transmembrane receptor protein tyrosine kinase activity; protein binding. Lineage: Eukaryota; Metazoa; Arthropoda; Insecta; Hymenoptera; Formicidae.
GAUCAAAAAAUUGGCUUUGGAGAACAUUUUACAGUGCUAAACUCGUAGAUCGAGUACGUGGACUUUGUGCCUGGUGUCGCGAAAGUUUUCGAUCGACGUAGUUUGCCCGAGCGACGAUCAUUGCCCGUUUCUUAUCGCUCGAUCGUUUUGCUGUUCGAACAUCAAAAGAAAACUGCGGAAGAGGACUGAUUAUUCUGGCGCGUAUUACUGCCUUUGGUGCAACCGGAUUCACGUGCGUCAUCAAUAUCCAGGAGAAAAACAUUGUAGUUAUUUGCUUAUCGAUAGCAUUCCAUAAUUUGAUCGUGAGAAAGAGAUCGUGAGAAAGAGAUAAUCUUGGAGAACAACAUCGGGAGAUAGAGAUUCGCUACUCGUAUGAACCGAGUGCGUGGAGAACAGUUUUCCCGAUAACUUGAGAAAAAUUAACAGCAGCAUCCGCGUGGAAUGUGUGUUCGCCACGCGAACAAUUCCACGCUCUAGACUUCAUUGUCAUUCAAAUAAUUCGAUAACAACGUCUAUUUACUCACGAUAAUUGCGCAACCUGUGCCCUCCUGGGAGGCCCGCUUGGCAUUGUCGUUUCGUUUUCCAAAUUCUUAGCGGAAGUCGAAAAAUUUGUUCGCAAACUUCCGACGCAUCUACUUGAUGCUCGGUACGUGAUUCCGCGACGGCGACGGCGAUAACGACAACGGGCGUCGCGACGCAUCUCGUAGGAUCCGGCGAAAGACCAUGCAGAGGCAUCGAUUCGAUUAGCGAAUCCACGGAUCAUCGAGAGGAUCGAGGGGAGCGAUGACCAUCGGGUAGGAUUGCCGCCGACAGGGAAUCACGCGGAAGCUGAUCGAGCGCAAGGUUCUACCGGGGGGGGGAGGGGGUUAUUAUGUUAGGAACAGGAUUAUGCUCUCUGCUGAAGGUGUUGGUGCUGGCGGGAGCGGCCAUCGCGCUCCUGCCAGAGGAACUGGAGGACCACGUCCCUCCGGUCAGUCUCCAGAAGGAAUGCGCUUCCAAAUGCCCGAACUUGGACCUCACGCAGAAUCGGACGGACGACCUGAGUUCGGAGGUAGGAUGCGGCGCGAGAUGCAAGAUCGAUCAAUGUACGAAAGGCUGCGAAGCAUGGGAACAGGCGCUCGAGACAAGCUGCCAAGCUGUUUGCAAUGGAACGCAAGAAUUGCUACCGCCGAAGGAAUUAUACUGCGUUUUAGGCUGUCACGAUGCGUUAAAUCGUUAUUUUCAGCAGCUCAAAGCGGAAAUUGGCACUCCACCGGCGCCGGCGUUGGUCGCGGAUUCCUUGACGGCGACCUCGCUCAGUCUCGAAUGGAAAGGAGUAGACAUAGACAGACGCGCCGGAGGCAUUUCAUACCUGGUUCAAUGGAGAUACGAAGAAUUAGCUGAGACAUGGCAGUACUGUCGGAAUCAGUCAUGGGGCGAAGGUGAUCAAAUAUUAGUCGAGAAUUUGCAGCCAUACACCAAGUACAGGUUUCGCGUAGCGCUGCUCCUGAAAUCGUCGCAGCACAAUCCGGAGCCGAUCGUGUCAGCGCCGAGCGUGGUAAUUUUAACGUACGCGGACGGUCUACCGACAUCAGCACCGGUAAUUGUAAGAGCGGCGGCGGUAGACAGCUACCGGGUGUCUGUGUCUUGGGAACCGGGCCCAUUCCCGAAUGGGCCACUUUUGUCCUAUGUCCUGCGUCUGCAAGGGGUUGAACACUCGCAGCUUAAGGAUAUUCCAGUCUCCGAGAAUACCGAUCAUUACAUGUUUCAAAAUCUCGAACCUAAUCAGAAUUACUCUGUCAGUGUAACUAUGAGAAAUAGUGUCGGGGAAGGUCCACCUGCAAUUACCAAUAUUUGUACCUUCUCAAAACCUACUAUCAAGGACACGAAACAACCGAGUCUUAUCCUGAGUGGUGAGCACAAGAUCAUGAAGCAGGGUGCCAAUAUGUUGGACGAUCCCAGCAUCAUUUAUCAGACCAACGAUGUGAUUCGCGGAGUUGCGAUACAUGUGGCGUCCGCUCAGCUAUUUAUCUCCACUUCGGAGGGUUGCGUCUAUCGAAUUUCAAUCAACGAGCAAUCCGCGCCGGAAGUCAUUUUGAGCCCCGGUGGAGUGAACUUCAAACCUUUGAGUCUUUCCAUCGAUUGGCUGAAUCUUCACCUGUAUAUCUUGGGAGAAGUUGAACAUGCGACGACAGUGUGGCAGAUAGCCAGAUGCAACCUGGAUGGCAAGAGCUUGACGGUGGCCAUGGCUGGAUUUUUAACUCGACCCUCGCACAUCGAGGUUGAUCCUUACAACGGAUACCUUUUUUGGGUCACUAAAGCGGGAUUGUUUAGAUUAGAUUUGGCCGAUAUCAGCAACGGUGUGAAACACGAGGUUCAACCAUAUUUAAUUCUCGACGAUGCUCAUUUAGGUGCUUUUAUGGUAGACCAUACGAAUUUUCGAUUACUUGUCCCUCAUCACACUCAAAACACAGUGAUAUCCGUAUCGUUGGACGGUCGCGAGAUUGUUAAUCUUCGUCCCAAUACGCAAAAACCGAAAUUCAAUAACGUGGUUUCACUAGCCAUGGCAAACGGAUUAUUUUAUUGGACUAGUGGUGAAGAAGUUCUUACCGAAGUCUAUCAUUCUGGUCAAAACAGAUACUUCCACAAUUCCUAUCCAGACAAGUCUGACAUCUUCGUGAGCGUGACUGUGUUUACGAACGCAAGUCAGCCCGUUCCUGUCCCAGUGAAUCCACCCACAGGAGUGCAAGCUGUUCUGGGGGCGGAAAGGGCUAAAGUUUCCUGGCAAGCUCCUCAUCUACUGGGCGGUCAAGGAAAAGGCGCUUGGCAAAAUUGGUCAUAUGAGCUCGAAAUCAAGGACGAAUCUACCGGCGAAACUAUCUAUCAGAGAGAUAUUUCCGGAUCAUCUCACACCGUUCAUAAUUUGCGAGAAAGAUCAGAAUAUUCGAUCAAAGCUGCGGCCUACACCAGCGCCGGUAGAGGACCGUGGUCUACGGAGUUUCGAGGAAGAACCUUAAGAAAUGGCUCACAUGCGUCUAUCUUAUGGUCAUCGAACGAAGGGAUUUUAAGAAGUGACGUAACUGGCGAAAAUAUCGACACGCUAGUUAACAAGGCGACUCUGAAGGAGUCCGAAAACGAAUUUCAUAUCGUCGACGUUAGUUGGUAUAAGGAUGUGCUGUACAUUGUAGGAAAUAAUUCCGCUUUGUAUCGUUAUAAUAUUAGCAGCCAUCAAAAAACGAAACUCAACAUACAUUCGGUAGGAAGUGUCGCCGUAGACUGGGUAUCGAAGAAGCUGUAUUGGGCAAAUCCAAAACAACAGAUAAUAACAAGGGCAAAUCUGAAUGGAUCUCAACAAGAGCCAAUGUCUAUCCUGGCAAUUGUAAAGGAACUCAUGAUUGAUUCUCUCGAAGCGUACUUGUAUUGGUCUACUGGCCACGCCGUUGAAGUAGCACGAUUGAAUGGACAAGACAGAAGAUAUUAUCAUUUGGAUGAAAUUUUUAAUGGCAAGCAAGUGAUGGGAUUAACUCUUGACACUGAAAAUAGAUAUGUCUAUUGGAUCGUACGAAGUUACGAAAGUGGAUCCAUCGUCUAUCGUGCUCCUACGUCCGAAAGAAUUCCGAUGAAUCAUAAAAUUAUUCCGGAAAAGGUUUCUGUUUUGCAAUAUCCAAACAUGCAAGGACCUCUGUGUUAUUUUUCCGAGCAUCUGCUAUGGCUGCAAGACGAUAGAAACGCAGUGAUCGGCGAUCUCUUUGGCCAGAAUACCGCUGUGAUCAACGGAAUUACUCUGUCCGGUUUAUACAUGGUAGCUGUUAUGGAUCCCGCGCUUCAUCAUUAUCCGAAAAAUCUGACAUCGGAAACCGUGGUAGUUUUGCCAAACGCGGUCGAUCUCGAUAGUAUAAGAGUCGAAGGGACCUGGCGGAACUUCAACAUAUCAUGGGAUCCCGUGAAGAAUAUCAACUACGGCACGGUUUUUUAUGAAGUAAAAUUCGCGGAUUAUAUUAAUACGAAUUCGAAUCCGGAAAUCACGAUCGAAACGACAAUGUUUUACAACAAUUCGGAUCAGAUCGUGCCCUAUUCCGUCCUGGAAGUCACCGUGAAGGCUUUUACUUACUGGGAAACGGCGCACCAUUCUCGAAAGAUCUUGAGAUCUCCGGAGAGUGAGCCGAGUCAACCAACGUCUCCCAGAGCAUUCGUGGAAUUUUACAAAAAACUUCUAAGCAAUGAUAUCGACAUUUUUACGAUAUUUAGAUGGAAUCAACCUGAAUUUACGAACGGAGUGAUCCAAGGGUACACGGUUCAGUGUUGGUACAUCGAUAACCAGAAGGAAAUGUCAAUCUGCGACGAUUACGGCAUCCCAGCUACAAUAUUGGAGUUUACGGUGCAUAAUUUAAGCCCCAAUACGACCUAUUACUUUAAGGUACGAGCGUAUACCAAAAUCGGUGCUGGCCCUUACACGGAGCCGAUUAGUGUAUCGACCACGUAUGAGAAUCCGGUGCCUGAAUUACUGGUCGCCACAACGGACGCCGUGAGGAUAUCAGAUCUUGACAGGGAGGCCAACUACACGCUCACCAGGCACGUCGCGACGGAGGUCAAUUACUUGACAGCGGAGAACAAAAUUUACUGGAUCAGCGAGAUGCGGGAGCUGGUGACGUCGGAUAUGAACGGGGCCAACGCAACGAAAAUACUUGCUUUAAACAAUACCGCGCACAGUCUCUGCGUCGAUUGGGUAGCAAGAAAUCUGUAUUGGGUGGAAUACGAAUAUAAUAAAGAUGAACCGUGGAAAAUCAGCAGCAGCUACAUCAUGAAACUAGAUUUAAUAAUGUGGCAAGCAGGCACAGUUAAACAUGAGAUCAUCGUGAGGAGGGGAGGACGCAUUCCGAUUUUAGAUCUUCUACCAUCUUUGGGAUUUUUAUAUUGGAUUGAGACAAAUGAGGGAGGUACAAUAAUGCAAUCGGAUCUGAAUGGAAAAUAUGUGCAAUACUUUUUCGGAAACAAUGAUAGCUCAUGUUCUUGUCCACACAGACCGUCAUUAAUAUCCACGCUAACGGUUGAUAAAACUGACAUUGAAAAACCGAUGAUGUAUUGGAUAUCAUCGGAUGGACGUUUAAAUGUGGCUGAUAUUCACAGUUGUUCAUGCAACGUGAUAUUACGAGCGAGCUUUAAAACUGCUGGUCUCACAUUUCUCACAGUCGACAAAAUGAACAUUUACUGGUCCAACGAAACAAAAGACCAAAUCUAUUUCGUGAGAAAAGAGCAUUCUUUCGAUAAGGAAAACGCAUCGCCGGAGCCGGAGCCGGAGGUAAAAAGCUUCUACCUGCCCAACGUACGUCGGAUCAGAGCUCUGAGCAAGUCUUUGCAACCCUAUCCCAUCGCGAAGUGUCUGAUACCUCGUCAAACGGGCUACGUCGUCGAGAGACUGAGCGAAACGCCGAACAGUAUCGUCGUCAGUCUUCCGGAACCGAAUUCUGAGCGUGAUUGUGAGAAUUACAGUUUACCUACCACGCUGUACACCAUCCAGGUGUCCCGCUGUCCGAGGAACAAUUCCGACAAGUGCGAGGUGACCAGAGUGCAGACGUACGAGCGACGUCACGAGAUCCAGAAUCUGAUGCCAUUCACGGAAUACACGCUGAGAUUGGCGCUGAGCAAUUUCUACGGUAAUCUGCUGACGACGAAGCUGGAAUUCGGGGCGGAAGUGGUGCUGAAGACCACCGCGGGCAGACCCAGCAAGCCGGAGAACGUCACGGUGCAGGUUCUGACGCCAACGUUGGCGGCGGUCUAUUGGAUGCCGCCCAAGAUGCUGAACUCCGCGGUGGUUCAUUACGAGGUGCACUGGAGAUCGAUCCUCCUCCUGAACGGCAUGCGGCAAAAAGGCGAACAGUUGAUCAAAGAACCCGAGCGCAUGACGGACGGCAGAUUUUUCACGACGUUGCAGCCGUUGCUACCGGGACAGAACUAUCUGGUGUACGUGCGCGUAUAUCCUGCCAAUUUCAACGAUUACUACAACGAGAGCCUCAGCCAGCUCAUCCGUAUGUACUCCGAACCGAACAAUCUGACGGUGAACGGGAUCACUGUGAACAGCAUGAACAUCUCUUGGAUUCCGAGCGUUAAUCUGACGGUCGGUUAUAUGCUGGAGUACAAAGACGUCGCGAUGGAGGAAUGGCAAAUUGCCCGAAAUAUCGAGGUGAAGGAGGAUCAAGUGACGUAUUACAUAGAAGGUUUACAGCCGCGUACUUUGUACAAGUUCCGCUUGAGACUGAAGUACCCUGAGUAUAAGGAGGACUUUGUAUGGCCGUCUGAUGGGAGAUUCACAUUCCAAACACUUGGUGACGUCCCGAGCGCUCCAGGAAUGCCUACGAUAACGAGACUCCGAAAUUCUGUCUAUCAAUUAAAUUGGGAACCCGCGCAAGCUCAUGGCUCGCAGGUGACUCUAUAUCGUCUGGAGGGUUUGAUCAUCGACGACAAUUAUAAGGAGAACGAUGGGAAUAACGAAAAUAACGAGCAUUGGAAUUUGUAUUAUAACGGAACAGACAAUUAUUGGAUAAUUCCCGGAGACGUGGAUCAGAAAUAUCAGUUUCGCGUGCAAGCCAAAAAUGCCUAUGGUUUCGGUGCUUGGAGUAAAUUAAGCGCGAUCGUUGAUCUGACGGAGUCCACCGGAGGGAUAUUGGCUACACAACAGCAUCUACCGCUGAUGUUAGGCCUGAUCGCCUCAGUCGUUUUUAUCGUAAUGUUGGCGGGCUCGUGUUACUUUUUCCCAGUGUAUCGACAACAUAAAGAAGACAAAAAGGCAGUUUUGCCUCCGAUAGUGUCCGAUGUCGAGUUAGCGACUCUCCGCGAAAUUCCUCGCGGGAACUUUGUUCAGUCUAACGCGCUUUACGCCUCUACGUUGCAAAAUGAUCCGGAUGAUUCUGCGCUGCCCAAAAUCAGACAAGAACAAAUCACACUGGCAAAGUUCUUAGGUAGCGGGGCAUUCGGAAAGGUAUAUCAGGGCAUUGCCAAGGAUUUAGAAGGAUCGGGUAUAAAGACACCCGUCGCCAUAAAGAUGCUGCGAAAGGAUGCUUCUUCUCAAGAGAAAACGGAAUUCUUACAAGAGGCCAGGCUUAUGAGCCAUUUUCGCCAUAAACAUGUGCUGAGAUUGCUAGGCGUUUGCUUGGACACGGAUCCUCCGUUACUCGUGCUGGAAUUAAUGGAGGCUGGUGAUCUGCUAAGUUAUCUGAGAGAGAGUCGGUCUUUGCAACUCACAGAUCCGCACGCUUUGCGUCUCCAGGAUCUACUCGCCAUGUGCGAGGACGUCGCACGGGGCUGUCGUUAUCUGGAAGAGUUGCAUUUCGUGCACAGAGAUCUCGCAUGUCGAAACUGUUUGGUAUCCGCGAGGGAUCGCGAGAAUCGCGUCGUGAAAAUCGGCGACUUUGGAUUGGCCAGAGAUAUUUACAAGAAUGACUAUUAUCGCAAGGAAGGGGAAGGUUUGCUUCCCGUUCGUUGGAUGGCACCGGAAUCCUUGGUGGACGGUGUUUUCACUUCGCAGAGUGACGUCUGGGCGUUCGGGGUGUUAAUGUGGGAAAUAACGUCAUUGGGACAGCAACCCUAUCCUGCCAGGACCAAUCUAGAGGUGUUACAUUAUGUGCGUGCUGGCGGCAGAUUGCCGAAGCCUCUUAACUGCCCGUCAACGUUACACCAGCUGAUGUUGCGUUGUUGGAGCGCAGCGGACGCCAGGCCGAGCUUCAAGAUUUGUCUCGAGAGUAUCAUCGUUCUGAGAAGUCAUAUAGAAGACGCGGUGCUGAACCCUGUGCACGCUGGGCACUUCCUGGCACGCAGAGGAAAUUCCUGGAAAUCUAGUAGCUCCGAAGGAAGUCGGGACAUGCAACCUUUUCUGCAAAACUCGAACAACGCCACGCUCAGCCCACAAUCCAGUGAGGCUCCGAAGUAUCUAGAGUUAUUAGCAGACAACGAAGAUGUUGUUUUAAGGGAGAAUCCUACGAAUGGCUACGAAGUACCUCGUUCGAUCCACAUCUCGGAUCAGAAUCUAGCGAAUAUAAGCAGCAUCAGUUGCACGAGUCACGAUCGGAAGAGCAGUCUGCCUGUGGAAAUAACGGGAAAACGCAAGGAAAGUACAGCGGAGGGACAAAAGCAGUCCGAUAGAAAGCUAUAUAAAAGAUCAUCGAUCGCUAGUCUAAACUUGCCAGAUCGAAAGGGCACGUCGAUUUCGGAGAUACCGGAAAAGUGCAACACGUUGGACGGCUCGAAAUCAUCGGUGAACUCAAUCGCAAGGGCAACUCUGAAGAGGGAUUCUUUCUCGUCUUUGAACGGCCAGCGGAAGUACAAGACCAGCUUGAACGAGCGAAGAGACUCCGAGGCGAGCAUCGGGAACAGGAGCUGUAGCUCGCACAGCCUGGCGCCUUCCACGCGUCCUAGUUCGUCCUUGAUCAAUUCGCAGACGAUCCUACCCACGUGUCUGAAGGGCAACGUCAUCAUGACGAAUGUCGCCGUAAACGGGGAAGUGCCUUCGAACGAGAACACGGUGGCAAAGAAUACGUUGCCGAAGGUUCAAAGGACUUCGAACUUGCAGAAUGGCAAGGCGAAUAUACCACUCGUGAUAAACAGCGCAUUGCUGAAUCUAUUACGCAGGCAGACGCCCGUCGUCGAGGACGGCAGCAAUAUCGUCACUUAUACAAAUAUAAAUGCGGACGCGGUCAAAGUGAACGGAUCAUAAAUUGUCGAGCUUUAAAUUAAUAGUAGAUUUUAAACAUUCGUAUGAAUCAUAAUAUAAAGACGGCGAGAUUCAUACGAAUUACUUUUGAACUUGAACGACAUUAAUCAAGGCAAUUAAAUAUUCCAAUAUUUAUCAAAUAUGAGAAUAGAUUUCACUCAUUUCAUACAUUAUACGUAUUAUUUUUGACGCAAUUUUUUAAGUGAUUCGUACAGUAGAGUUAUUCUUCUUUAAAAAAAUCCAGAAUUGUCUUGUAGUUUGGUAGAAAAUUCCUUGAUAUAUAGUCGCUAUGAUUUUGCUCAAAUUUCUUGUUUCUCUUCGUUUGUUUUUUUUUUUUUUUUAUUUCUAAAGUGAUGCCUUAAAUAUCAAACUAUACACAUUCAUUAAGCUUUGCUUAUAUCAUUAAUGUCAAAGUAUUUUGUAUCUACAGAAAAUUGCAGAAUAUGAGGAGCAGAGUUGAGAAUAUAGCUUUAAACUGCCAUUUUAAUGUACAUACAUAAACUUUUAUACUCAAAAAUUUGUUACGCAGAUAUGGCAGAUCCUUUUGGGACAUAUGAAUUUUGCAACUUUAGUGAUGAUCAUGAAACUGUUAUUUAAUGUAGGAAUAUAUUGAUAUAGAAAAUGAUAAAUAUGAAAUAUAUAUAUAUAUAGAGUUUAAUUUUAUAAUUAUGAUUUUAAAUAACAUAUUUAUUGAAUCUGUGAAGUUUUUCACUGAUCAUUGUACAAAUUUUAUAUUCGAUGAUAACUAAGCACAAAUAUGGAAAUCAAUAUAAGAAAUUGUUAAGUUUUCUAUGUAGUUUUAAUGAUACAAAAAAUGUAAUUUUAUUGCUUAAGAUAAAUUAGAAUGUAUAUAAUUUUAUGAAGUUUAUGGACUGACUAUACUUGAAAUAUUUUCAAGUAGCUUUAUAAGAUAAAUUAUGGAUCAGUGAAUGUUACAGAUAAUAAUUGUAAAUAAUAUAUUACAAAUAAUAUACAAGAUUAAACUUUCAAUUAUUUUUAACCUACAAAAUACAUACACGAUAUACUUUAAACUCUUUUUAUGUUAGUCACAAAAAAUAUGCAAAA